Molecule: messenger RNA, 2671 nt
Organism: Ilex paraguariensis (yerba mate)
Lineage: Eukaryota; Viridiplantae; Streptophyta; Magnoliopsida; Aquifoliales; Aquifoliaceae
Source: the annotation of a GenBank genome assembly
UGUUGAUAAUACAGGACCUGACCAUCCAGGCUCUAUGGCUGAGGAGUCUGAAGAUGGUGUUAUGCAGCAUACUUCUAGUGGACCUGAACUUCUGCAGGAAGUGCCAUUUCCAUCAACAAAGAAUCCAGAGGCAUUAGAGCUUCAAAAAGAGGAAAAUUCAACAGGUUCCUCAGAAUCAAUACCAUCAUAUAAACCAGAAGCAAAACCAAAUGAUGCUUUACAACAAUCUCAAGAGGCUGCUACUAUUAGCACUGCCCAUGUUCAAACAAAUGGUACUUCUGAUGGACCUGCAGUUGAGCAGGAUGCCUCACUUACAUCAUCCAGGAAUCCGGAAACAUUGAAGCCUGAAGGAGAGGAAAACACAAUAGGUUCCCCAGAUUCUAUUCCAUCUAAUGCUUCAGAAGUAAAAUUGGAUAAUGCUCUGCAGCUAUCUCAAGAAGGUAGUCCUCUUGGCAGUGUUCCAGGUCCUCAAGAUGUAACUAUACGUUCCACUUCAUCCCCUAAAGCAAGAGAAUCUGAUGAUGACCAUCAUGUAGUGUUAUCCAACAAGGGUGCUCAGCCUCUAGUCACGGAUUCUACUGUUACCAUUGAGGCACCAGAACUCAUUGAUCAUACCAAACAUUUGAAAAAGGUCGCCAUAAACAGAGGUCAAAUUGAUACAGCAGCACCUUUUGAAUCCGUUAAAGCAGCCGUUUCUAUGUUUGGGGGGAUUGUUGACUGGAAGGCCCAUAGAGUACAGACAGUGGAGAGACGCAAAUUUGUAGAACAGGAACUUGAGAAAGUGCGGGAGGAAAUUCCAUUGCAUAAGAAACAGUCUGAGGCUGCUGAAGAUGCAAAAAUGCAAGUUUUAAAGGAGCUAGAGAGCACUAAGAGGCUCAUAGAAGAAUUGAAACUCAAUCUGGAGAGAGCACAAACUGAAGAGCAUCAAGCAAAGCAAGAUUCUGAACUUGCCAAGCUCAGGGUGGAAGAGAUGGAACAAGGGAUUGCUGAUGAGGCUAGCGUUGCAGCCAAGGCACAGCUUGAGGUUGCCAAAGCAAGGCAUGCAGCUGCAAUAUCAGAGCUGAAAAGCGUGAAAGAUGAAUUGUCAGAACUUCGUAAAGAUUAUGCUUUAUUGGUGUCGGAGAAAGAUACAGCUGUGAAGAAAGCUGAGAAGGCCAUUUCUGCAUCAAAGGAAGUUGACAAGACAGUAGAGGAUUUGACCAUUGAGCUGAUAACCACAAAGGAGGCCUUGGAGUCUGCACAUGCUGCUCAUCUGGAGGCAGAGGAACACAGAAUUGGGGCUGCUAUGGCAAGGGAGCAAGAUACUCUUAAUUGGGAGAAGGAAUUGAAGCAGGCAGAAGAGGAGUUAGAGACACUAAACCAGCAAAUUUUGUCAUCUAAGGAUCUCAAAUCGAAGUUAGAUACCGCUUCAGGCUUGCUCCAGGAUUUAAAAGUUGAAUUGGCAGCUUAUAUGGAAUCGAAAUUGCUGCAGGAAACUGAUGGACAGUCAACAGGUGAGCUGGAGGAAUCGGAGAAGAAAACUCAUGCCGAUAUACAAGCAGCAGUUGCUUCAGCCAAGAAGGAGCUUGAAGAAGUGAAGAGCAACAUUGAGAAGGCAAUAGCUGAAGUAAAUUACUUGAAGGUUGCCUCCACGUCAUUGAAGUCAGAGCUGGAAAAAGAAAAAUCAUCUCUUGCUACCAUUAGGCAGAGAGAAGGAAUGGCAUCAAUUGCAGUUGUAUCUCUUGAAGCUGAGUUGGACAGGACUAAGUCAGAGAUCGCACUUGUUCAGAUGAGAGAGAAAGAAGCAAGAGGGAAGAUGGUGGAGCUUCCCAAACAAUUACAAGAGGCAGCUCAAGAGGCAGAUCAGGCAAAGUUACUUGCUCAAAUGGCUCGUGAAGAGCUAAGAAAGGCAAAGGAGGAAGCAGAGCAAGCAAAAGCUGGAGCAAGUACCAUGGAAAGUAGACUACUUGCAGCUCAAAAGGAGAUAGAAGCUGCAAAGGCUUCCGAGAAGUUGGCACUAGCAGCUAUCAACGCACUGCAAGAGAGUGAAUCAGCUCGAACUACCAAUGAUGAGGAUUCACCAACAGGAGUAACACUUUCUUUAGAGGAGUAUUACAAGCUCAGCAAGCAGGCCCAUGAAGCGGAGGAGCAGGCCAACAUAAGGGUGGCUGCUGCCAUAUCCCAAAUCGAGGUGGCCAAGGAGUCUGAGUUGAAAAGCUUGAAUAAGUUAGAGGAAGUGAAUCGUGAGAUGGCCAUGAGAAAGGAAGUGUUGGAAAUCGCACUGCAAAAGGCUGAGAAGGCCCAGGAAGGGAAGUUGGGUGUGGAACAGGAGUUAAGAAAGUGGAGGGCUGAACACGAGCAACGGAGAAAAGCUGGUGAAUCCGUUCAAGUAGUAGUAAACCCAGCUAAGAGCCCAAGAACUAGCGUUGAGGACAGAAAAGAAUCGAAGAAUUUUGACCAGGCACCAGAUGCCAGCGGAACUCUGCAUCAUAGAUCGAGCCCAAAGGCAUAUAUGCCUGGAAGCAACACUGAAACUGAGUCUUCCCCAGAAUUGAAGGUUACAAAGAAAAAGAGGAGAUCAUUUUUCCCACGAAUUUUCAUGUUCUUGGCCAGAAAGAAGGCACAGGCAUCCAAGACAGCAUAAUACUCUGUUCAUACUUCUACGUCAUUGUUGUUGUUGUUGUUGUUGUUG